GCGGCGACGGCGGCGACGGCGGCGACGGUGGCAGAAGCUUACCCAGACACUCGAGAACCUGGAGUCGGCCAUGAACUUCUCCGGGGCCGCGGCUGUGGUGGCAGACAUAACGGUGUCGUCGCGCCCCUGCUAGAGGACAGAGGAAUAGAGUCAGACGCGUGAAGAGGCAAGUCUUUCGAUUCCUAGUUAAGAAGACUCUGAUGAAGAGAAGACUGACAGAAGUAAACAUUGUUUCAAAUGGCUUCUAGGUAUUACUCAUUAUAACAUCAUGGCGGGGAGGAAUCAGAAUUGGACUGUUUCCCUCUCAGGAAUUCAGGCUGGUGGCCAUGGACAUCCUUUCGGGAAUUGUACAGACAAUGACAUGGAAGAAGAUGCUGAAAUCUAUGAACUUCGGUCCAGGGGAAAGGAGAAGGUUCGCAGAAGCACAUCGAGAGACAGACUUGAUGACAUUGUCAUAUUAACAAAAGAUAUCCAGGAAGGAGACACGCUAAAUGCAGUAGCCCUUCAGUACUGUUGUACGGUAGCAGAUAUCAAAAGAGUUAACAAUCUCAUCAGUGAUCAAGACUUUUUUGCUCUUAGGUCUAUCAAAAUUCCAGUUAAAAGGUUUAGUUCUUUGACUGAAACUCUUCAUCCUCUGAAAGGAAGACAAGUUUUGCAUCCUCCACCUGUUCCGUAUUUUCAAGAGCAAGACAUUGUGGCAGCUGAUGACUCUCUUUCUUCCAGUGAGUCAGCUGGCACUUUCCUAAAAGAAGUGGACCGAGACAUAGAACAAAUAGUCAAGUGUACAGACACCAAGAAGGAGAACCUGAAUGAAGUGGUAUCUGCCUUAACAGCUCAGCAAGUCCGGUUUGAACCUGAUAACAAAAGCAUUCACCGAAAGGAUCCAUAUUACGGAGCAGACUGGGGGAUUGGUUGGUGGACAGCUGUAGUGAUAAUGUUGAUAGUGGGGAUAAUAACGCCAGUGUUUUAUUUGCUGUAUUAUGAAAUUUUAGCUAAAGUGGAUGUUAGUCACCAUUCAACAGUGGGUUCUUCACACUUGCAUCCAGGACUCACACCUCCAUCACAGCACAGAGAGAUGGGAAAUGGAAUUGGUCCAACAAAAGGAAUACCUGUUGGUCAACAAGAUGACCACAAACUAUAUAGGCAAGACCCUCAGGCACAUGAUGCUCAACACAGAACGUAACAGUGAGCUGCUCAGUGUUAGUGGUCAUGUUUGCAUAUGGAAUAUGGUGACUUACAUAUAUAUCCAACAACUGCUUUGAAGUCAAAAUCUAGGAACAUCGAAGAUGGUACCUUUCUAAAAAUUCCUGAGCUUUUUACAAAUGGAUGUCUAUAACACCUGAUUAUUCUAUAUUAAGACUGUCCAGUCCAUAUAUCUGCUGUAUCAGUUCUUAAAGCAGAAAUUAAUUUAUAUGUAUGUCUAGGAAUUCUAACUUAGAUGAUGCUGCCAUUUUUCUUAUUCAAGAUGUUUAAAUUUUAUUAUUUAAAAGAUUGUUUUUUAAUUUAAGGUUGUUCAUGUCGAGGAGUCUAAAUGCUUACACCUGAAGAGGAUUUGAUACAAGACCACCGAAAUACUAAUUGCAAAUUUUAAUUCUAAAAUUAUUCCUGAUACCAAGUACUUAACACUUAAAUUUGAAACUUUAAAAACAUGUUUAGCAUAUGUGCUACAAAAGCAAAUGUAGAAACAGAUAUGGAAACAUUGUCUAUAAUUUGUAUAAUACAGAGUAAGAAAUAGAUUAAAUAUUUUAUGACCCCAAAAUAAUGUCUUUGGGUUGGAAACUUCCCAUUUGAUGGAAAGGACACAGAGAUAGGUCCAGAUCUAUUCCUUAACAAAAGGUAUCCAUAAUGAUCAGCCCUUCAACCUCACCUCCACUUCUUCAUUUUGAAAAAUACUUAUGUCUGAUAUUUUGUAGUUCUUUGAUGAAGUGUUAUACAGAAAAGCAUAUUCAGCAAAUUCCUCUUUACAUACUGUGACUAUUGCUGUUAUAAAUAGUAACAUGCCUUAAUUAACACUUAAUGCCUUACAUUGUUACUUUAUGUAAGUUCAUGUACACUUCACAAUCAACAUUGAAACAUUGUGUCAGAUUUUAUUGAAUAGGCUAACAUUUCACAGGCUAUGUAAAUUUGUCUGUGUUCGCUUUUAAACAUAAGUUAAUGGAGUAAAAACAAAUUUGUACAACCUGUCUCUGAAGUCUUGCAGAAGAAAAGUAUUCAUUAAGUAAAAAUGAGUAAACAGGACUUUUACAUUAGCAGUAGACAGAUUGCUUUAUAUGGUCAUCUAUUGACCUCUGCUUUUCAAAAAGGACCUGUCCAAUUUAGAUUCUGCCCACCUAAUAUGCAUCAUCCAUUGAAAAACAUAUGCCAAAGGCGUGUGGCUUGGUCAAAAGGGUUUAAUAGUGGCAUUUUCUACAUCUAAUGUAUGACAAGUAUGUGUUUUAAAAAUAUCCAUAUAGGGAGUGGAGUCUGGAUUGCAUGGUUUUUGUGUAACAAAGUGCAUACCUUAAAAUAUGCUACAUUACCUCAUUUUUUGGACAUUAUUUCCUAAAUCAAUGUUUCAGCUUUUUAAACAUUUUGUAUAACAAAUUCCAAUCCUGAUACAAGGAAUUAGUAAUAUAUAUUUGUUAUAUUUGGGAUUUUAUACACUCUGAAAAGAAAAAGCAUUACAAAAAGACAGACAUGGAAGUCAGUCAUUUUAAAGCCCUAACAUCAGCAGUUUUAGAAAUUUUCCUUAUUUAAUAAUAGGAUAGUUUUGAUAAAUUGAUUCCUUCAGUAAAUCUUAGUUAAAAUAAUUUUUUAACAUGCCAUGUGCAUUUGGAAAUAAGAGUGAUCUUUAAUUAUGCUCAGUGUUAGCAUAGCCAGUUUACAUUAUCUUUAUUAAGACUGCUGAAAAAUCCAGUUUUAGGGUAACAAAUGUAGAUUUCAGGGCACAGCAGGCUACAAAACCUCUGUUUACAUCAAACAGAUGGAAUUACAGAGUUGUGAUUCGUUUUAGCUGAUUUUACUUGGAAUUAUAAUCAAAGGGUCUGAUCACUUAUACUUAAAGGAGGAUCUAUAGUUGCUGGUUAAAAUCCUUUCUGACUGGAGCAUCCUUUUUGAAGGAAAUACAACACAUCCUUAGGACACAACCAAGCAAUUUCCUUUUCCUAUAUAUCUUAGAAUUAUUAAAUAUAAUUCUAUAUGUAGAAUUAUGCUUUCAUCUUUAAAAAUAAGCAUUUAGAUUUUUUUGAAAAGACAUUAAAUGUAGAUUUGCAAAUUAUGUAAAUUUUUGGGAACUGAAAACUACAUUGUAUUCUAGACAACAUCAGCACAGUUGUCAUUGUUUGAUACUAUGGAUCAUGUCCAGGCCCUUGAAUUUUUUAUGUGUUUAUGUAUGUGGAUGCAGUUAUAAACAGAACUGAGUCAUAGCCAUUGAGUUGAUUACUUCACCUAAAAACUUGGAAUUGCAAAUAAAGAAAAAUCUAAUUAUAGGGCAAAUUCUUGACUUUGUAAAGACUUGGUACAUGGUUCAGUUUGUUUUGAACCAAUAGAUAAUUAUUUAAACAUUUUCACUGUCCUGUCUACAAAACCAGGUUAUGAUCUGCUGGCCAUGUUGUAGAUUAGGAAGGAGUGUGUAAUCUCACGUUUUCUUUUCUGGUUAAAAGCUUUUUUUUUUUUUUUGGACUCUGGUUUUUGGUAGUGUGAGAAGUUCAUUAAAUAAACCACUCUUUAGUAACUGUUAGUCUUUAGUUAAAAAAAAAAAACAAACUUCUGACAUUACCUCACUGCAAACGGGAAGGCUAUAGUUAGAAGUGGAGAUCUAGACUGACUAUUACAGAGUUAAGUUAUUUAGACACUGCAUUAUCAUGGGACUGUUUGCUGAUUUUGAAUUACAGCAUUGUUGCUCAGGAAAUCAGUAUUUUUUUAAAGUAUGUGCAUAUUGCACUUAGAUCAUAGAAACAUGAAUCCUUUAUUUAAUUCACAUUAUGUAUAUAAAAGUUAGGCAUCUUUUGUAGAAUAUAUUUUAUAUAAUGUAUUAAACCAUUGUCAUUAGCAUGCACAUCUGUAAAACUGGUUUUUAAACUUUUGGCCUUGUUUUUCGUAUUUUAAGGAUAUGCAAAGUAUAAUAAAAUUUCUAUUUUAUUAAUCAAUUUGAAAA
This is a messenger RNA of Grammomys surdaster, 4135 nucleotides long. RefSeq names its product LysM domain containing 3 (gene Lysmd3). Gene Ontology annotation, cellular component: Golgi apparatus. The record is from RefSeq and is a predicted model, not a curated record. NCBI's taxonomy places the organism in Eukaryota, Metazoa, Chordata, Mammalia, Rodentia, Muridae. Gene Ontology annotation, biological process: Golgi organization. The transcript is spliced from 4 exons. Bases 269 to 1183 code for a protein of 304 amino acids.